Molecule: messenger RNA, 1038 nt
Organism: Microthlaspi erraticum
Lineage: Eukaryota; Viridiplantae; Streptophyta; Magnoliopsida; Brassicales; Brassicaceae
Source: the annotation of a GenBank genome assembly
AUGGGAGUGGAUUAUUACAAGGUUCUAGAGGUCGAUAAAAGCGCCAGCGACGAUGACCUUAAGAAAGCUUACAGAAAACUCGCCAUGAAAUGGCAUCCCGACAAGAACCCUAACAACAAAAAAGACGCUGAGGCUAAGUUCAAGCAGAUCUCUGAAGCCUACGAUGUUCUUAGUGAUCCUCAAAAGAGAGCUGUAUAUGAUCAAUACGGUGAGGAAGGGUUAAAAGGCAACGUGCCACCUCCAAAUGCCGGUGGUGGAGCCUCCUACUUCUCAGCAGGAGAUGGAUCUUCGUCUUUCAGAUUCAACCCGAGAAAUGCGGAUGACAUAUUCGCUGAGUUCUUCGGCUUCUCGACUCCGUUCGGUGGAGGAGGAAGCAGUGGUGGUGGAGGAGGAGGGCAGAGAUUCUCUAGCCGCAUGUUUGGUGGUGAUGAUAUGUACGCCUCGUUUGGUGAAGGAGGUGGUGGUCAUCAUCAUCACCAUCAUCACCAUCAAGCUAGGAAAGUGGCUCCUAUUGAGAACAAGUUGCCUUGUAGCCUUGAAGAUCUCUACAAAGGAACCACCAAGAAGAUGAAGAUCUCCAGAGAGAUUGUUGAUGUUAGCGGCAAGGCAAUGCAAGUGGAAGAGAUCUUAACGAUUGGAGUGAAACCUGGAUGGAAGAAAGGCACAAAGAUCACAUUCCCGGAGAAAGGAAACGAGCAUCCGGGAGUGAUUCCAGCGGAUCUCGUCUUCAUCAUCGACGAGAAACCGCAUCCGGUUUUCACACGUGAGGGCAACGACCUGAUUGUCACGCAGAAGAUCUCACUAGCUGAUGCCUUAACAGGCUACACCGCUAACAUAACGACGCUUGAUGGUAGGACACUUACAGUCCCGGUCACAGACGUGAUCCAUCCGGAGUACGAAGAGGUGGUGCCCAAAGAAGGAAUGCCACUUCAGAAAGAUCAGACCAAGAAAGGCAACUUAAGGAUCAAGUUCAAUAUCAAGUUCCCAGCGAGGUUAACUGCAGAACAGAAGGCUGGUUUCAAGAAGCUUCUUGGGUGA